Molecule: messenger RNA, 9474 nt
Organism: Chroicocephalus ridibundus (black-headed gull)
Lineage: Eukaryota; Metazoa; Chordata; Aves; Charadriiformes; Laridae
Gene: FAM131B
Product: family with sequence similarity 131 member B
Exons: 7
Coding region: 119-1282 (387 amino acids)
Source: RefSeq, a predicted model, not a curated record
UUCUUUUUUCUUUUUUUUUUUUUUUUUUUUAUCUUUCCCCCCACCUCCCCCGCUCCUUUCCUCCUCCUCCUCCUCGCUGCUGAGGCUGCCGCCUCUCCCCGGAGCCCCUGCCGGAGUGAUGGGCUGCAUCGGAUCCCGCACUGUGGGAAACGAGGUGAUUGCGGUAGACUGGAAGGGGCUGAAAGAUGUGGACCAAAUCAACAUGGACAGCACCAGUUCACUGCAUGGCAGCAGCUUCCAUCGACCUUCCACUGAGCAAACACGGACAGAUUUCUCCUGGGAUGGUAUCAAUCUCUCCAUGGAAGAUACGACCUCCAUCCUCCCCAAGCUGAAACGCAACUCCAAUGCUUAUGGGAUUGGGGCUUUGGCUAAAUCAUCUUUCUCUGGCCCCUUAGGGAUAUCUCGCAGCAUGAAGGACCAUGUCACAAAGCCAACGGCUAUGGGCCAAGGCCGUGUGGCUCACAUGAUUGAAUGGCAAGGCUGGGGCAAAGCUAACAGCCAGCAGCAGCAGCACACGCAUGAGACAGCACGCAAAGACGCUGAUGCCUACUCAGACCUGAGUGAUGGUGAAAAAGAAGCCCGGUUCCUUGCAGGAGUGAUGGAGCAAUUUGCUAUUUCUGAGGCAACUCUCAUGGCCUGGUCCUCCAUGGAUGGUGAGGAUGUGAGUGUAAACUCAAAUCAGGAGAACCCUGCAGGCAACUACUCUGAGAACUAUCAGGAGCUAAUGGAGAGUCAAGAGCAUAUGGCCCAGACGCAGUAUGACAGCUGGCCUCAUUCCUACGUCUCGCAGGGCAUGUAUUGCUUAGGUUCAUCCGAUGCCUGGGAGACCAGUGACCAGUCCCUCAUCGCUUCCCCAGCAACUGGCUCCUACUUAGGCCAGAAUUUUGAUGAGUCCCAGACAAACCUUCAGGAAAGCAUUUUGAUUCAGAGCAGCCUUCUCCAGCAGCAACAGCUGCAGCAACAGCGGCAGGAGCAGAACUUCAUCCAGAGCACGGGGCUGGUCCACGUGUGGCCCCUGCAGACUGCUCAGGGUGGGGGUGGGGCUGAAUCCAGCACAUACAUGGAGGACCACAUUGAGGAUGAAGGGAACCCACGGCUGGAGAAGGCUCCUCUCCUAAACAAGAAGCCCUCUCCAGAGGAGGAUGAUGCAGUGUGCCGGGACCUGGAAUCACUGUCUCCUCGAGAGGAGAUGGAACAUGCUGCACUGAGCCGCAAAGUCUCAGAUGUCACCUCCUCUGGGGUGCAGUCCUUUGAUGAGGAAGAGGGAGAAACAAACAACUGAUGCUUUCUGUGAAGUUCUCAUCACUGCUGAACAAAGAGAGGGGUGGCAAGGAAUGAAAUGACAGGGAUUCUUCUCUCCAGCUCCCCAUACUUCUGAGCAGACACACCUUCCAUUCCUGACAUUUAAUUAUUUUUUUAAACAAGAGGAAAAUCUCAAAGUGAUUGACACAUGAAGACCUCUUCUUCCCCUCCACCAUGGACACGUAUUUUUGAUUUUCAUUGCUCUGGGCAACACAUGUGAGGUGCUUGGAGAGAUCUGGAUUGGUAAAUCGUUUCUAAAUCUUUUUAAAACAAAGUCUUGGCUGUGGAUUCAAACUCUUCUGGUACAGGGGAUAUGGCUGAUGAGACAGGCUUGGUAUAGAGAGCGGCUAUGUGGCUAGAAUCCAUCUUGGCAGAAUGGAUGUUGCUCUGUGGACAUGGUCCCCUUUGAUAGAAUAUAUGAAUAUAAACUGGGUUAAAAUGAAGAUAUGGCUUUACAAAUAUAGAUUGCACUAGUAUUGUGAGUGUGGCUGGUACGGAGGAUAAGGCUAUAUUGAAUACAGACUGUACUGGGUUGAAAGAUUCGCUGUGUAACCAGAUCCUCGAUAGCACCUUGAUAUGCAAUUGCAGGCUCGAUGGCUACAAACUGCGCUCCGUAGGCACGAGCAGUGCUGCAGUACAGAUGGUGCGGCUCUGUGGGCAUGGCUCUGCUGCAGCAAGGAAGAAGGGAUGCAGAUCUAACCCUGCUCUCAGAUAUUCAUGCUUUGGGCUCUUUCUAAUCUUUCGUGUAUUUGUUUCUCUCUUUGACGUUUCUACCUUCCCAGGAGCUGGCAAGAGUGGUGUGUCCUUUUGGCAUUGGGCACUGGAUGCCAGUGGAAAGGACAUUUUCAGCUACGGAGAUAGUCAUAAAAAGCUGGCUCUUGCAGGGGGCUCGAGAACAUGUCCAUCUUGGUGCUGCUGCUGUAUCCUUCUGUCUUUUCCCUUGCCAGCAGUAUGGGGAGACCCAGAGAGUAGGCAGCUGAUCCAGGAACAGUGGGUACAGCUAUGAGAUCACAGAUACCCAGUUUACAUUGGAGUUUUCAGUUUUUGGUUUUUUUAACCUUUUUAUAUUGCUGGGUAAGUGUUCCUAACAAAGCAGUUAACAGUGGGAAAGGCCUGUACUCCAGUCAUCACUUGACUGCACCUUUCCCGUUUCUGCCACUCCUUCUGUGGUGCCAAAUGUAGCUGGAGGAAAAGGGGUGAGAGGAAGUUUUCUCCUCCUAUUUAUUUCUUCUUCCUGCCUAUAUUUUCUUCUUUUGUUUUCCUACCCCCAAGCAAUGUAAAUAAUGCUCAGUACUUGGUCUGUUGGUUUUUCCCUGACAUCUCUUUGUUAGGAGUGGUGAAAGCUUAUUUCACGAGUUUUCCCUAUUUGUACGGGUUCUAUAUUUUUUUGUUAAAAAAAUAUGGUUCAUUGACUAGGGGGAAUUUGGUCUCUUGCAAUUCCUCGCCAUGUUUCUACAGGCCUCCUUUUUGUGGGGGGGAGGGUGCUGAAAGGAAAUUGAACAAACUGUCUCCUUUCAAGCUCUCACCAGAAAACAAACAGGGGCAAAAGCAAAAGAAAAAAUCACACAAGGCUGUAGAUUUUGCUGGAGGACUGAACAGAACCAGCAGAGAUUAUCCCAGUGCUGAGUUUUAAUUGCAAUACCUCUUGCAAGGAAGCAUCAGCGAAGCAUGGGUUUAGGUCAGAUGUGGGCUAGAUCUGAUGAGCUAGAGAAAGGAAUUUGCCUGGACGCUGCCGUACUGUCCCGGGGCGACUCUUUCUCACUUACUCUGACUCAUAUCUACUCUGUUUAAUUGGUGACAGGUUUGUCUCUUCUUUGCCUCCUCUUCAGUCUUGGUGUAUUUUUUGGAUGACAGGAGAGUGAUACGCGCUCCUUUCCUGAUUCAGGUUUGGUCCCAGCGUAUUUGCAGGGAAGAAUGCCUGAGGAGAAUAAAAUAUGACGGAAGUAAUAUCAUCGAGUGUCAGAGUUCAGUCAGCUCCUGGCAAGCAAAGCAGAGGAUGUCCAGGAAUUACGGAAAGUACGAAUGGGACUCUCAGGUAGAACUUUACCCCACUCAGCUUUCUCCCACUUAACACAGGCAGCUGCAUGAAGAGGGUCUCCUCUGUGAAUGCCCAAGUCUUUCCAGCCAAGUCCACUUCAAGCGGAUCUGUCUUCCCUCUCCAUUGCACCUCUAAAGGAAAGACCUUUGGGAUAUUUAAAUAAGACUGGUGAUUUAGUGUAGGCAGGAGAUAAAAGUUUUUGUGACCACCUUUUUUUACCCAUUUGCUUGGGCUUGCUUACAUCUCUCUAAGGAGGUAGCUCUUCUCCUGAAUGAUGACCUUUCAAUAUCUCUUUAAAGAUGUUUACACAUUCAGAUACUAACCUCCCCUGGGCAGGAAGGCCAGUGCCAGCUCAUUGUCCUGAGCUGGUUUGGGUCUAGCCAUGGAGCAGGACCUAGGAAAUCACACUAACCAGAACAGGGAGACGGGGCAAGUGCCAAGAGCACCUCAGCAGAUGACAAAUGAGUAAGAGUUAACCUUUUCUUAUUUCUGUUUUUAAAAAGCCUUCAGGGAAACAAAAACGGUCAGGUGUGUUCCUUUAUGGGAGAAGAUUUUGUUGGCUUGUUGCUUUUUUCUCCAAACCAUUUUGUUCCCAUGUGCCUCUCCAGGACCAAUCUGGAUGUUUACGGUAACUUUCAGAGUCGCUUCUAAUGAUCCCUCUGUGUUGUUUACAGGAUUGGGACAAGUGGGUCAACUUGUCCAGGGCUUCUUUUUCUUUUACUGUGGACAUGUGGUAUGUUUACUAAGACGUCUGAUAGAUGUCUAGAAGAUGUACAUUAUCUCCAUGCAAGGCAGUGACGGGGAAUUAUCUACACGGGAAAAAGUGUGAAAAAAAUGGACCUUAUAGAAAAUUCUGUGGAGUUCAAUAGGAAGAGAAAACCUAUCAUCUGUAGAGUUUUCUAAACUCUGUGGAAUGGGAUAGAGAAUUAUACCCUGCUGUAUAAUUCCAUAGCCUGAUCUCUAGAAAGCUGUAGAUAGACUCUCAUUCUCUGUGAAUUCAGACUGGUUUGAACACUGCUCUCUAUAAAACACUUUCAAGCUUACUAAAUUCUAUAAAUUUUUUUUAUAAAGGUCUUGACUUUCUGUGAAUAAUAAAAUUUCAGCCUUUUUCUGAAAACAAAAAAAAAAAAAAAGAAAAGAAAAAAAAGAAAAAGUCUAUUUUCCAUUAUCUCUCCCCAGUCCAAAAGAGAAAUGUAUCUACGUUUGCCAGGAGCUUGACUGGAGAGAGCAGGUCUGCCCAUCCAGACGUGCUACCUGAGUGAGCGCCUUGAGCUGAACUGGAAAGGCAGUUUGAGUCUCUUUGAAAAUGGAAAAUGGUUUGUAUAACCCGGCCUUUCCUUAUGUAACAGGCCUGCUGCUUCUGUGUAUCCAACGUAAGAGAGAGGGACCUGGGACCUACAGUACAUUUCCCAGAAAAGCCGUUAUUAUAUAGCUACACCUAUUCAAACAUAUGGAAGGCACAGGUGCUCUGUGAGCAAAAUUUGGCCUGCAGUUCCUUUGUCCUGGUGAGGAGGGAUGAGUUGGAGAGAGUCCAGCCAAAUCCGCAGAGCCCAAAUUGAAUUUGCGAAGCUGAAAAUAAGAAGGAAAGGUAAGCUCAGUAUCCCUGAUCUACAGUUACUAAGAAACUGAGCCCUGCUGUUCAUUUACACAAAGCCUUUGUAAAGCAGAGCUGCACUACAUAAAAAUUUUGGAUUUUCUUGAAGCAGCGGAGGUAGAAGAUUCCCAUCUUCCCUCAAGCCUUUGUUUUCACCAGGAAUUUGUGGAAAUUGUGCUGAACACGAAGGAGGGCUUAAACUAAUUAAAUCUAAGGAAAAAAGAUCUCUGAUUCCACUGCAGGAAAAUUCUCUCUUGUUCUUUUUCCCAUGAUUGCUCGUAUCUGAUCAGUUCCACUAUUUCAUAAGUUUUUCUUUUAUAUAAAUGUUAAGCUUUCUUUACAUGCUUUGUGAGUUCUCUUCAACUCCAUUAGCUCAGGCUCUGGGAUGGAGAAGUCAAUCCGCCUCUUUCACUUUCUGUGUGUCUAACUCAUCUUCUUCUUCUGGGAAGCUGCUGACAAGUCACCCACUUGCUUUUCCCCCUUUAAAAACCUUAACACCGCUUUUCAUGAUAGGAACAGAGAAUACCGGGGAACAGCGUUUAACUGUACCUCUAAGCUGAUCAGACGGUGAGCUGCUGCGAAGGAGGCAGCCCUCUGCCCUGACUGCGCUCGCCUCCCGCAAUCCUUGUGCAGAUGCUGAUGCACAGCUGGCCCCACAGCAAGCCAGCGCACUUUUACCCUGCUAUAAAAGUGAAGAGGGAAGAGCUGUGGGCAGAGGGAGAGAGAGCACUAGUCUCUGCAGCUGGCCUUUAUAUCAGGUUAGGGAAACUGGGAGAGUACCCUCAUCUUCAUGAUGAGUCUAAGCUGCUAAUAGGAGCUGUCAUGCCUCCUCCCGUGCAUCACCACCAGCUAUAUGCUUCUACUGCCCAAGAAGCACAGUGCUAACGCUCAUUUGGCUGCUCAGGAACUGGCCCCAUGGAAAACUAGCCCAGUCCCCUACCAAAAUAAAGGGGUUCAGUGGGAUCAGCUCUUUGUAUUGUUUCACUUGGUGAGGCAGGCGUCACUGAGGGCUGGUGAAACGUGGAGAUGGUCAUGUUAAAGAAUAUUUCUUCGGUUGCAGAUGCGACUUAAAUUGGCUUAAGCUGGUUGUGAAAUAUCUGUCUGAGGAGAAUAAAUCCAGCUGGGGUACUAGGGAGGACAUAUUCCCCACUUCCUUCCCUAGUGUUUUCCUUAGAAAUUCUAGUAUGCUCUUAUCUGAUUUGGUCUUUGUUGUUAUUUGAUGCCCUGUGAUUUCCCUCACUAUUCCCUUCCCUUCCACAGGCUCCUUUGAGCUAAACCCUUGCAAUCGUGCAGGAGGAGACAAGUAAUUUGAUAUACUCAUGGAAUUAAUAAAAUUAACAUGCACAAAUCUCGUUUGCACUCAGUGAUUACACUCCAUGGCAGCUAAAGAUACUUAUAAGUCUUCUCCUGUAAUUGCAAGAGGCAGAACCUUGUUCAGGAGAGAGGCACAGCUGGUGGAGGUGAGGUUUAUCCCUAUCUUUAAGCCAGUUCCAGUCUAGUGUGAGAUACAGGGUGGCACUUCACACCUGGACAGAGCCUGUGCGUGAUGUACUGUGUACAGCAACGACUAAAAUAUAUUAGUUGUAGGUCCAGAGAAGAGAACAGGAGAGAAGGAAGCUGUUCUCUUCAUUUGACAGAGGUGUGGGGGUGAGGCAAGGUAGUGUGCAACAGUACAGGUGGAGGACACCUAUGUGUGUUCUGUGCAAUGGCAAGGAGAACUCUAGCCAGAGAGGGAAAGACACUGAGAGAAAGGCUUGGGAAAAAGAUCCAGAAAAGCUUCAUGUCUUACGUUUACACAACACUGGUAGGAAGCCUCACGGCAGACUCCAACAGAAUGGGCUCAGGUAUAGGAUUGCUACACAAGCUGUAGCUCCAGGACUGGUGCAGCUUAUAGUACUCCUUAGUCCAAGCCACACUUCUUUCUGUAAGACAGUGAUAGGAAAGAGACCUUUCUGAAUUUGGGCACCUGCUGGCUUCUUAUUCAUCGUCUUCAAAAAACGGUUCACAAUAUGCUUAAUUCUUCAGUGGAAUCACAUAAGAAAUACACCAAAUAAGAACUUAGCCAUUGUCCAGAUCAAGUUAUUGUGAGUUCUGUUCUCAUCGGAAACCCAAAAUAUCUAAAUUUAGCUCAGUUUGCCCUAACUGUUAACUGUUGUAUUGGUAAUUGCCUAAAAGAAGAAACAAACUAAAAUAAGCCCACCUCUAAAUGUUGUAGAGAGCAGAGCAACGUUGACAUAGUCUAAGCUCUUCCUUCUAAUUUCUCCCAGAUGGAAAUUCCCACGUUCCUUGUUCAGACAACUCUAAACAAGCAAGAAUUUCCCUUAAACUAACUGUUUGACUGUUUUUCCAAAAGAAAAAGGAAAAGAAAGGAAAGAAAAAAAAUAAAUCAAUUCCAAUACAGAGAUUAUCAGCAGCUGAUAAUCUAGAAAAAUAUAAAUAAGUAACAGUUUCAUCUUUGAUUCUCCUCCCCUGUAGCAAUCUGACAGGGAAACAUUUCUAUGCCAUGGCUCAGGGAAAGGAAAAAUAAACAGGGAAAAUGUGAGUAAAGCAGUGCCUAUUAGAACUACAUGUAUGUGUAGGACAGCCUACAGUCAUUAAAGCACAGUCUCAAAUAUGAAUGCAAGCUGUAAAGUCAACGUCAGGUGCCUCUUUUGUAUCAUAGGCUUUUCCCAGGAUAAGUAGUAGUGAACCAGCACAGGAGCAGGAGAGAACAGCUGGGCAUCUGUGCCAGACCAAUGUCUCUCUCUGUCUCGGAAAGUGUCAUGGAGCCUGGGCGAGAGUGUUGGGGACACUGUCCUCUUUCAGCAGCACAGCCAGCUUCAUGUAUUGACUGGGGUAGGAAUGAAGCCAAAUGGUUAUUAUGUUAGCAAAUGGACGUGGAAGACCUAUGCUUAGAAUAUUAGGGUUUAUUCACAUCCUUGCACUGACAUCUUUCCCCAGCAUAGGCAGAACAAAGUGUUAUCUUUUCCUUGGAAAUCAAAAGAAGCUCUAUGAUUGGCAGUGUUGGUCUGCACAAAAGAAAAUAUAUAUAUACGUGAUAUAUUUUUCCAGUGCAGAUACACGUUGUUGGAAGAGGAAAAAUUUAGUCAGGCUGCGACUCUGUGAGAAAGAGGAUCUUUUUUCUAAAAUUGUAAAAACUUGUUCAAGAGUGUUGUCACUGCAGAUAUCAUAGAAUGGUUUGGGUUGGAAGGGACCUUAAUGAUUAUCUAGUUGCAACCCCCCUGCCGUGGGCAGGACUUAUAACUGCGGUCUUCUAGGAAGAGAGAGGUUGCAGUGUUCUGUGGAAAGAACGCUACUCUCAUCUUUCCCAUCUCCUUUGUCUGGGGACAUUUUAAAUGCCCUCUGAAACCUAGUCUUGUUUUUGCUUUCCCAUAAGGCAUCAAAUGUUCGUGCUAGCAAGACAAAAACAUCUAAAAAGGCUUUUCUCCAUUAUGGAGACAAGAUCGUGCACCGAGAUUUACUUCUAAUAAGAUAAAGGCAUCUAGUCCAGAUUCACUGGCCUUCUGGAUUCAUUUUCAUUGGGCAUGGAAAUCCAGUCAAGAGUUGGAGGUCAAAAGGUUAAGAACCCUCUUCCAGAGCUCUGCCAAGUUCCCACGAGGCAAGUACAGGUGGACUUCCCUUCUUUUCAGAUACUGCAUGUGUGAGCAAUGCAGCAAGCCAAAAGCUCUUUUGCAGGUAUAUAUUCUUGUUUGGCUUCAAUUUUCCUUCUCCAAUUUGUGGAGGUUGUGCAUGAUUGGAGGUCUCUGGGAAUCCCUACCAUAUAAAAUUGGGACUCGAAAGUAAUGUUACAGGGAAGGGGAUUUCUCUUGUUUGAGCUCUUUUCAGAUAUGGGAGGGUACAGACUGAUGGUUUGGGAGGGACAAGGGUGGUGGAUGGGAAUCUCAAGGGUGGCAUGCAGAAUGAUUCCUGAAGCAUGUUUAAAAGUAACUAAAGGCUUGGGUCUUCAAAUGUUGUAUUCUCAGUAUCUGAAAUGGCUUUAGUGUAAGCGUAUGGGACAAUGGAGUUUGCCAUGAAGCAAUUUUAAAGAGCUUCCCCCAAGCCUGUACACAUUUUCUGAAGGGGGGAGGCUGCAUGGUGAUAAUGUGUAUUCUUUCAAGCUAGUGUUUACAGAGGUGCGUUGAUGUUUGGGGGGAAAGUACUGAAUGGAAGUAAAACAAAAAGGGAAAGGGACCCACUAGUGAAAGCUUUCAUCCUUACCUUGUCCCACACUAGCCCUUAAUAACUAAAAUGAGUCUGAUUUGCCUUUGGUCUUCCAGCUCCAAAACAUGUUUGCCUGAAAAUUUUUUGUCGGAUAUACUUCGCAUGUUUUGAUAAUGUGACUUAUGAGAUAACACUUCUACGAAGAUAUAUAUAAAUACAUACAUGUACAACCACAUACAUACAUGUACACACACUACAUAUAGACUUAGGAAACUAUAUGGCACUAUACACCUCCAUGCCUGUAUGUGGCAGCAACCACAGUAAAGGAGGGGAGGUAGCUCAAAAUAGCAUGUACAGUCCUUUAUGGAGUUGUUAUUAAACAGAAUGUGGUCUUGCCGUC